Molecule: messenger RNA, 3021 nt
Organism: Besnoitia besnoiti
Lineage: Eukaryota; Apicomplexa; Conoidasida; Eucoccidiorida; Sarcocystidae
Exons: 1
Coding region: 1-3021 (1006 amino acids)
Source: RefSeq, a predicted model, not a curated record
AUGACUCGCACUGCUUCUUCCCUGCCCCAGCAGGGGACUCUGCUAGCGGGCGUCCCAGUGGCUGCAGGCCCUUCCGCGGCGCCUGGGCGGUCGGCCGUUCCCGUGGCGGCCUCCUCUCGCCGCACGACGAGUGCGUCGUCUUUCCUGUCGCAGCGCUUGGGGGACUCCCUGCGUCUUCUUCCUCAGCCGUCUGCAGCCGUCGCCUCGAAGCGCACCCGUCAGUUUCUACAACACCUCGCUUCUUCGUCUUCCUCUCUCGCUUCGGAGGCGCAACCCGUGUUUGGGAGCCCCCCCCCCGACUCGAAAGCCGCCUUGCUUUCGCGCCCACACUCGUCCCUGCGACCCGACGCCGCUUGUCCAGUCUCCGACCUUCGGCCGGCGAAGCAGCCGAAGCUGGGCGCGCGCGCCUGCUUGGCCCCGGUCCACUCCAACACGCACUCGGGAGGGAGGGCGACGGGGGAAGACUUCGCUGCCUCCGCGUUCUCCUUCGUGUCCAGCGGGCCUCUCGGCACCCAGCCUGAGAAGAUCACGCCGCCGCCGGUCGCGUUCGCGCCGGGCUUGGGACGCGCGCGAGCGCAGCAGGCGGUCGGCGCGGAGGCCGCGCUGUUUGCCUCCAAGAGCGUCUUGAGUCUGACGUCGCGGAAUGUGUCCGCAAGCCGAGGAUCUUCGCCGUCGCCUGCGGCGGCGCUUCUGUCGAGCGCCAAGUCAGUCGACGGGGAGAAGCCGACGUCCACCGCCGUAAAGAAUGUGGUGGCGCGAGUGGGCGACCGUCGCGCCCGGCCGGCCGCGGUCGCGGCGGCGCCUGUCUCGUCUUCCUCGUCGGCGGCGGGGCUGCCGUCCCGUCAGCGCAGCAUGAGCACCGGGACUGAGUUGCGCGCGUCGAGCCCAGUGUCGACUCGCCUGGAUUUCUUGAACCUGGCGGGCUGCUGUCGCCUGGUGAUGUGCGACACGUCGGACGCCUUCGGAAACGACUUCGGCGUGGACAAUACGCACAACUCGCGGCUCGCUCAGUUCAACUACGACCAGGCCGCCUACAAGGCAGACAAGGCACACCCCACCAGCGACUACACUGCGACGAGUAAGCGCAUCUCGCCGGAGACGCGCGAUUUGCUGGUGUGUCUGUUGAAUCAGGUGGUUGCGCAUCUCGCGCAGAACGCUGCCUCUUCCUCUUCCGGCGCCUCCGCGGGGGCUGCAGAGUCCAGCGGCGGCGAGAAGGAGGAUGCCAGAGGGAAGACGACCCCGGGGUCUGCCGACCCUCUCAGUCCGCGGGCGGCCGCGACGGUGGCGAUUGCGAUUCAGCUCUUUGAUCGAUUUAUGCACGUUGUGCACCAAAACGACCAGCGCUACGGUGUCUCCGCGGAGAAUCGCAUGCACUUACUGCACGGUGUCAACGCGUUGGCGGGGACCGCUGCGGGAGGAAGUCGGACCGGCGCGCCGACGACGAUCAGUGGGCUGCUGCUCAACCAGCUGAUUGCGAUUGCCUGCUUCUGCUUCGCGGACCGAGUCGAGGCCAUCCACGCGUACGACUACUCCACGGUGCUCGACGCCUGGAAGCAGCAGGCCACGGGGGUGCUGCGGCAGUGCUGGUCCUCUUCUUCCGCCCCCUCGUCGACUCUCUUGAAGCAGAAACUGAUGCAUAUUGAACGGAAAAUCAUCUCGCACGUGCCCCCCGCGGGCAACGUCUGCGUGACGCCGAUCUCCGAGCUCACGGAGGCGCUGCUGAAUGUCGCAGUCCAGUUCGCGCACAACGACGCGGAGAAAAGGCGGCGGUCGCAGGGGCCGCUCGGGUCCGCAGCCACGCCGCCCUGCGCCGGAGAAGACCACCCAAGAGACGAUCGCCAGGCGGGGGAGGAAGACGAGAAGGAAAACCUCGCAGCGGCUCCCGGCGACACGAACGCGUUCGCUUUCGAAGACAAGCUUGGAGGGCCAAACGACGCAGAUUCCGACGCCGCAAAGAAGUGCGAGUCCCGGCUGUCGCUCUCGGGGCGAGAGACGGCGGCCUCCUCACGGCGCUGCUCAUCUGUCUCCACGCGCGACAGCCAGAACUCGGAGGAAACUGUCGACGACGAGGACGACGACGGCUCUGUCGGGUCGUCGCCCUUCGCGUUGCGUCUCCGCAUCAGCGGGAGCAACGAGCCUGACAUGGCGAGGCUCACUGCGCAGCUCUUGGUGCGACUGGGUCAGAUGGAUCGGCGGAUCUGUCUGGGCUUCAAGCCUUCGAUCGUCGCCUCGGCCGCGUGCCAGAUUGCGCUCCUCCCGCAGCUCUCCGCCACCAAGAUCUCUCCGCUCUCGCCUGGAGGCCGCCUGGCCGCGACGCACGCCUUCAUCGCGUCCGGCGCCUCCACGGGUUGUCGCUUGGUGCGCCGUUGCCAGUCGAUGUUGCUUCACAAGUGGCUCAAGGUGCGGAAUGCGAUGGACGCGCUCCUCGCCUCUUCUUCCUCUGGCUACUCGUCUACUUCUCUUGCUUCUUCGUCUCCCUCCUCCACGCCGAGCCUCGCCGCUUCCGGCUCUCUCGCAGGCACUGGAUGCAGCAUUCCAGACCUCAUGGCUGCAGAGUGGGUACUCUCGUGCUUGACGCUCAGCUCGCACAAGCAGAUGCUCGAGCUCCUUCAGUCCCACGCGGAAGUCUGGGCGGAGUGCGCUGCCGCCAACUUGCGCGCGAAGGCCCUCGCGGUCGGAGCUCCGCUGCCCAGCAUCGAAGCAGCCGCGGCUGCGGAGAGCGGCGGCGAGGCCGGCGCGUCUGGGGGCGCGCGCGGCCUCAACCGACGGCGCUCCUGCGCGGCGCAGCCACGCAGCGGGAUCUCCGCGCGCGGCGACCGCGACGGCGACGAGCGCGCGGGGCUCCUCGCCCUCCCCCACCGCCGGGUCCCGGGCCUCAGUACCCGCGUGGGUCUCUACACCAUCACGGCGCUGCAGAAGGAACUGAAGCGCGCCGAGCGAGCGUCGCUCGAGGAGCGGAGGCUCCGCGACCUGGCCGCCGGAGGCGAAGGCAGCUGCCAAGAAAACCGAGAAAACGCCUAA